Molecule: messenger RNA, 6346 nt
Organism: Polyodon spathula (Mississippi paddlefish)
Lineage: Eukaryota; Metazoa; Chordata; Actinopteri; Acipenseriformes; Polyodontidae
Product: potassium channel subfamily K member 10-like
Exons: 7
Coding region: 404-1963 (519 amino acids)
Biological process (GO): potassium ion transmembrane transport; stabilization of membrane potential
Cellular component (GO): membrane
Molecular function (GO): potassium ion leak channel activity
Source: RefSeq, a predicted model, not a curated record
UUUAAACACUGCUUUCAGCGACGCUGUUGGCGUUCAGUUAACCAUCGUUGCAGUUUACUUCAGAAUCAUUAGUCGACUUAUGCCAAUGCACAGAGACUGACGUGUGGAAUACUGCUGCAAUACUGGAUGAGCAGCAUGGGUGUUUGUAUACCAAUGCAUUGAGACUGGGAUUGAAGAUGCUCGUUUAGAUCAAUCGGAAUUUUGUCCCAGUGUGGACCAUCCUCUUUCUGACAAAAGUGGAAUAAGAGGCUUUGGAUGCUGCCUCUUUUGCAAUCCCUUUAUUUCUGUCACUUGGAAACAAAUAGUUUUUGUUUUAUUUAAGUGCGCAGCCUCAUUAUAUUUAGACAUUAAUUUGUGGAUGCAGCUUUGGACAUCGUUGGGAUUCUUUAUCUAAAAUAUCGAGAUGAAAUUUCCAAUAGAGACACCAAGGAAACAAGUCAAUUGGGAUCCAGAAGUGGCUGUUCAAUCUAGUAUGCCUGCCUGUGAUGCAAAUCCCAAUGACCACUGCCCACUCCCCAGGCUGUCCAUAUCCUCCAGAACCACCAUAGUCUCCAGCAUGGACAACAGCUCCCCGAGCCCGCAGACCGUGAUGAAGUGGAAGACCGUGCUCGCCAUCUUUGUGGUGGUGGUGGCUUACCUGGUGAUUGGAGGACUUGUGUUCCGGGCUCUUGAACAACCCUUUGAAAGCAACCAGAAGAACACGAUAGCCGUGGAAAAAUCGGAAUUCCUCCAGAAACAUCCUUGUGUGAAGUCAGGCGAACUCGAGGCCUUGAUACAGCAUGCUAUUGAUGCUGUAAGUGCUGGAGUGAGUCCAAUAGGAGAGACAUCCAACAAUAUGAGCCACUGGGACCUGGGGAGUGCCUUCUUCUUUGCUGGGACAGUAAUAACCACCAUAGGGUAUGGAAACAUUGCUCCAAGUACGGAAGGAGGUAAAAUCUUCUGCAUCUUAUAUGCCAUAUUUGGAAUACCUCUGUUCGGAUUUCUACUAGCUGGAAUUGGGGACCAGCUUGGGACAAUAUUUGUGAAGAGCAUCGCAAGAGUGGAGAAGGUAUUUAGGAAGAAGCAGAUAACCCAGACCAAGAUCAGAGUGAUUUCUACCAUCAUGUUCAUUUUACUCGGCUGCAUCGUGUUUGUCACGAUUCCAGCUGUGAUUUUCCAAUCCAUCGAAGAGUGGGAGACGCUGGAUUCUCUGUACUUUGUAGUGAUCACCCUCACAACUGUAGGGUUCGGGGAUUAUGUUGCAGGUGGAAACAAAAUAAUCCAUUACCGGGAGUGGUACAAACCGCUGGUGUGGUUCUGGAUCCUGGUCGGCCUUGCUUACUUUGCAGCAGUGCUUAGCAUGAUAGGGGACUGGCUGAGAGUCAUAUCGAAGAAAACAAAAGAAGAGGUUGGUGAGAUAAAAGCUCACGCUGCUGAGUGGAAGGCCAGUGUGAGAGCAGAGUUCAGAGAAACCAGAAGGCGGAUGAGCACAGACAUCCAUGACAAGCUUCAGAGAGCAGCAACCAUGCGUAGCAUGGAGCGAAGGAGGCUGGGCCUGGAUCAGAGAGCUCACUCCCUGGACAUGCUCUCUCCAGAGAAAAGAGCCGUCUUCGCCAGCCUUGACACUGACCGCUACAAAACAUCUUCACAGGAAAGCAUCGACGCCAAACUAAACAACCUGCGGCUGAGGAUGUCUGAGCAGUACGACCAGCAAGGCUCCUCUGAGGAUAACGUCUUCAACAGAUUCAGCUCUUUGACCAGGCUGGCUAAGAGGAACAAAAACAAGGACCUCAAGAAGAACAUUCCAGAAGAUGUCAAGAAAAUGUAUGAGAAUUUUGGGAGCUGCUCGACGGAUGAAGAGAAAAGAGAAGGCGAACAGGAAAAGGAGUGCAACACUAGCGUGCCAGACUUUGAAAACACACAAAGAUCCGAGCUGCAUAAUGGAAGUAAACCCAACGUAACCAAAGAAUACGACAACAAAUAAUCACUAGAAGAAAAAAACAACCAGACAAAUCCUUAAUGGGUGAAUCAGUGGGUCGUUUUUAAAUAUCUCAAAACGUGCCUUAUAUUGCCGAGAAGGUACUUUAUGUGUAGAGUUGAGAUGGAGCAAGGUCUGCCGUAUCCAUUGACAUUGUUCACUGUGCCCUCUUGACUGAAGUUUCAUUUGCCAAAAUGAAAAAAAAAAGGUCAACCUGUCGAGAAAGCUACCAAGGAUGGUGGCUGCCAAAGUGUUUUAUUACUUGAUAAUUGUGAGAACAAUUGCUUAUUUAUAAAAUGAAGAAGAAGGUUAUUUGGAGGCAAUGUUUAGAACUGACCUAAUCCAAUGGGGAAAAAAACCAAACUGUAGCAUAAUACAAUAUCAUGUAUAUUAUAUCUGUGUUUUCUUUUGGGAAUGUGACCUUAACUAGUGUUUCACUAUUACAGUCUUACUUUGCAGACUAGUAAUGGUCCUGGUGUAAUUGUUUUACUUUGAGUUGUUGAAGCGAGACAACACAGUUGCUUUAAAGAAGCUUUAAAAAAAUAAAUAAAUAAAUAAUUUGAACUUAAAACUUAACUUAAAAAAUUGGAAAAUUUAAAAAAUAAGAUAAAAAAAAUCUUGGAAUUUCAGUUUAGAGACUAUUAAGGUGUACAGGUUUUUUUUUCUUAUUAUUGAUGCUUAGGUUGAUACAUAUUGAUGCUGAGAGCUUGUAACAGGAAAAUUGUGUGCAUGAGUUCAGAAAAAUGCUGUCUUAUGAAGUAUAUUGAAAAAAAAAAUCAAGUUCAUGACGAUCGAAACCUCAGGGCUUGUUGUCCUAUUAUUGAUGUAUACAAAUACUCUUUAAAAUGUGCUGCAUUCACACUGAAAUAAACUCAGAAGAGUCAGACAGGGCUCCGCUAGGCCUCGUUUUGAUAUGACUCUAAGCAGUUUCCACUUUAAACAGUAGUCUUAGAGAUAAGUCAUACAUUGAAAAAAAAAAGCGUUCAAAUCAGUGACACAUUUAAGAAAGAAAUGGGUUCCCGAGACAGUAGUUUACAACAUUUGCGGAAAUAAAUGCUAUUUAUUAUUUGACCUUGUGUGCUUUUUUAAAAUGGAAGUACAGUGUAUGCCUGUUAAAGGUUGCCAAACCCAGUAUUUGGUAUACGUUUUCUUGAACCGUAAACACAUUAGCUUAUGAUUUCUACUGCUUGAACACAAGGAGGGACCGUGGAUCAGUGUUGUCUUCUGUUAAAGGAGCAGAAAUACCAGCAAUGUGAAAUGAAGACCAAACAAAACGUUUUAGGACAGAAAUUUGAUUUGGUCUUGAUCCCUUAAAGAAUUCUGACUUUAUUUAAGCAUGUAUUACUCUGUGCAGAUGGUUUUAUAUGUUUUAGUGUGCUCUGUUUUUUUAGGCGUCUUUGUGCACAAGUUAUAAUCUAAUAACAAGUUAUAACAUAAUAGAGUGUUUAAUCUCCCGUUCCUUCAGUCUUUAUUUGUAGUGAGGCUAGUUAAUUUAUUGAGUCAGAUUUGUACAUCUGCUGCUCUUUUGAAUGAAUUUUGAAAGGUGUUUCCAAUUACGUAGUUAUUGGGCUGUGUGCUGCAGCAUUAGAGAACAACAUAAAAUAAUAAAACAAAUCUGAACAAAACUAAAGAAACCAAGUCUAGUAGACAAGGAUUUUCAAAGGUGUCUUCUUACUUAUAUGCAAGACACAGAAUAAACUAGCAAUAUAUAGAUAUUGACUGUAUGUUGAGUUGAAGCUUAUGGUAGAAUUAUUUUUUCUUAAGGGUUGAAAAAGUGACAGACAAUGGUCUUUAUUGCUCAAUGGGGUUCACCUUUUCAAACCAGGGUAACAUUUAUACCAUGGUAACCUGCAGUCCAUGUCUGUUUUUAUUAACUCUUUUUUAAAAAAAAAAUGCUGUAGCUGGUGCACUAUUUUGUUUAUUGUAGGGUGGCAUCAGAGGGCAUCUGCUUUUUGGGUAACAAUGCAAACUGUUUUGGUCAUAUGACCAUGCAUUAACCAAUUGCAAUGCAGGAUUCAAUCUGAGAGUUUUAUAAAACAAUUUGCAGGCCACAGCAUUACCACUAAUGACAACAUCAUAGUUUUGGUCCUAAUACAGUAGCAAAUUAUGGGGUAGUGAUAUGAGACCAUGGUACAGAAAUGGAUUACCACUAAAGAGCCUUAAAACAUUUGUCUGCUGGAAAUCAGUUUCUGAAGUUAUGAACAAAGUGGCAAAUAUUUAUUUCUACAAUACUGAAGGGAGGAAUACCAGCACACACAUUUUGCAAAGGCAUUGACAAUAAAGCCCAUAGUGUUUCCUGUGGAGAUAUUAGAAAUAUAUGAAUUGGACAUGCAGGUGGAAAGCAAGCCGGUAUAUGUUAUAAACACAGCUUGUUACAAUUCUUGAUCAAUCUGCCGUGCUGUAGACAGGCUUACUCGGCAAUAGCCUAGUGUGAAUGCAGCAGAUUAAAGUUCAUUCUUAAAACAAUAAAAUACGAAAAAAUAGCAUGCAAGUCUGCUAAUAUAUUACUUCAUGGUAUUGAUUGUACUUGUGAGCUACAAUAGACAAUUUAACAUGAAAGUUUUAAAGGAGUUGGAAUGAGCAGGGUACCAGCUCAAUUUACGCAUUGUAAAAAGUAUUAAAUGUGCAACCAUUACAUUAAAAGUAGUGUCUGCAUUUUGGAAAUAAAUAUAAUAAUCAAUGAACAAAUGUAACAGUGCUAAGUGUGGCUUGUAUUUGGUCUAUGUCUAUGGCAAUCCUUUUCAUAAACCUAUGCCUCAUUUUAUACUGUUUUAAGUAUGUAUUCUUUGACUGAACCUGUCUUAAAGUCAAAAGAUAUUGGUGUUGAAUGCAAACAGGUUUUUUAGACUGGGGUCAUUCCAUCUCAAGUGGGCCAAAAAGCAGAGAAUUGGUGGCAGUGUAAGUAUAGAUACAGAUAUAGAUAUGUUUUGGUUUAAUGGGGAUGACACAAUGGGGGCUGAUUCACAGAUCUUCGGGAUCUUGUAUUUUGCAAACCAUUAUGCUGACAGACUGUUGUCCCACUUGAGACGGAAAGACUACUUUGGUUUUGGUAACUUCACAACAAUACUGACUAACAGACUGGAAGAAUGGCAAGAAUACUCUUGCACUCGCAUGUGUACCUGUGCUCUGCCUUUAUUAACGUAAGCAUACUUUUGAACUGUCCUGCAAUCAUUGAAGUGUGCAUUGGGUUUCCAGUUGAGGUUGAGCACUCCAGAUGUAAUACUCUUUGAAACUGGAUCUCAAAAAUACGUCUUGUUGAUCAUACAGAUUGCUUAUCUGGUUGCCCUUUUAAAGGCUUAUCCAGAGAAUUAAUAAAAAAGAAACCUACAACUUUUCCAACUAUUCCUUUUAUAACCCUUACAAUGAAUUUGCUGUACAACACAAUACUACACCACCACAGAAUAGACUGGUAAAUUACCAGUGGGAUACCAUUAAAAUACCAGUGUAUGAAGAAACCCGUAAGAGACCAGAGCAUUGCCAUGGCAACACAACGGAACAGAGAUCCUAAUACGGUUGCACACAGGCACUGACUUGGUACUACAUUGGAUUGCCAGACUGUAUUGGUUCAGAACAUUGUGAUACUAGUGGCAUGGGACACUAUGAAAAUAUUACCAGUGUGGUCCAUUUUACCAGUCACUUAUUCUAUUGCAGUUGCCUUUUUGAUAAGUGUUACUCCAUUGGAUUUACCUGGAUGGUUAUCUUUUAAGACUUGCGAGAGACUGGUGAGACUCAAAGGCAACUGUAUGUUUAAUGAUCACAGCAUAAACACAGAAUGUAUUUUACAGUUCAUUCAUGGCUUUUUUCCCCCCAAAACCCCAAUUAACACUAAUGUUGGACCACCUGAUGUUACUUUAGGGUAUGGUUUCACAUAAGUCAACUAGUACUAAUAUUGGACAUCUUACCUAAGGUAACAUUAGAUACAGUAGUUCAACAUUAGUGCUAAUCAGGGCUUGUGAAACCAGCCAUUGGUAAAGUUAUGUUGUCCAAGAUUAUUGUUAAUCAGGGUCUUUGAAACCAACUAUUAAUUAAUUAAUAUUUAGCAAUAUGGGGUCAGGGUUAAGACUUUCAAAUGGCCCCAGUCUAAUGAAUGGUCUUCAAACAUUCCAGUGAUGAAAACAUCCUACAGACUUUUGUUGUCCCAAUCCUACAGCAAGGUUUAACAUCUAUAAUAUGCAGUAGACUUGUUAAUCCAAAUCAGGUGGCUCUGGAACUUGCUUGCUUCUUGAUCUGUGGUUUAAAAUACAGGUUCAUUUCAACCAUCGGGGUCCAGAUUAGUCUCUGUACAAACAUGUAAUGCUGAAGCUCUUAACAACCUAACUGGAAAUAUUACAAUUUAUAUGAAUGAUUAAGAAAAAAAAACAUAAAAGCACCCAAUAUUUUUUGUAUCCA